AGGAAAACAUAUAUACAGUAAAAGCUUCUAUUUCGUGUAAACAUUGAUUCUCUAUAAACUGAUUAUGGAUGCUGCUAUAUAUGUCCUUCUAAUUCUGGGAUGUAGCAUUGGAGUACAAUCUUUGGAACAGCACGAAUUUUUAGAGGCCCAUAACCUUGUAAGGCGGUAUGAAAAUGCUGCCAACAUGAAAGAAAUGAAAUGGAAUGACGAAUUAGCCUCUCUCGCCCAAGAUUGGGCAAAUGCUUGCAUAAGGGGACACAAUCGUAACAGAAAGACUCGACAUUUCAGGAAGAUUGGCGAAAAUAUACACAGAAGUACCCGUCAAAAAACAGGUUUUGAAGCAGUAGCCAGCUGGUGCAAGGAGAGGGCUCAUUAUAAUUUUGAUAAGGACUCUUGUACUGGUGUAUGUGGCCAUUAUACACAGGCAGUAUGGGCUGAAUCGGAAUAUCUCGGUUGUGCUGUAGCAUUUUGUCCUCAUUUCUUUCGCGGGAGAGGUGGUUACAACUAUGUAUGUAACUAUGGACCAAGGGGUAACUGGAGGGGAAAGAAACCUUACAUUCCCGGGCAUCGAUGUAGUCAAUGUCCCAAAGGCUACAAAUGCCAGAAGGGACUGUGUGCCAAACAGGACUCGUGAUUCAAUGUAAUGGAAAAACCUCUUUAGGAAGAGAUAUGUACAAGGCUUAUGGAGGGGACUAGUAUAACUCUGUCCCCUUGCUCAAUUGUAUAUCAUGUAAAAGUUUGAUAUAUUAAAAUAUUGCUUAAAAUAA
Molecule: messenger RNA, 767 nt
Organism: Saccostrea echinata
Lineage: Eukaryota; Metazoa; Mollusca; Bivalvia; Ostreida; Ostreidae
Product: GLIPR1-like protein 1
Exons: 7
Coding region: 65-634 (189 amino acids)
Source: RefSeq, a predicted model, not a curated record